Chlorocebus sabaeus (green monkey) is the source of this 1687-nucleotide messenger RNA. NCBI's taxonomy places the organism in Eukaryota, Metazoa, Chordata, Mammalia, Primates, Cercopithecidae. The record is from RefSeq and is a predicted model, not a curated record.
UCUUAAAUCCCAGGACCACCACCACCAGCAUCAGCACCUGGAAACUUGCUAAAAAUGCAACUUCUCAGGCCCUACUCUGAUUCGACCUAUUGAAUCAGAAAAUUCUGGGGGUGGGACCCAGGAAUUCGUUGUGUGUAACCAGUCCUCCUCAUGGUUCUAGUGCACACUGAAGUUGGAGACUAUUAUAGGAGAAUGGAAAGAGGUCCAGAGUUUGAACCAAGAGAUCUGAGCUCUAGUGUUGACUGUAGUUUGCCACUUUCACUUUCUUAAGCCUUAAUCUCUUCACCUGUGGAGGGAAGACAUAGACAGUGCCUUCAAAGAGCAUACAGGGUAGUUCUAGCUUGUCUGAAAACAAAAGCAAUAAAAACACAAAACCAUACAGACCUAUGGAAUCACGCUCUAGUCUGUGCACUUAGGAGCUCUGAGAGGAGAGCAAGCUGGCCCAGUAGAAUUGGACAAAAUCCCAAACCCAGACACUUUCUUGUCACAGGUUGUCUGCCAUUUCCUUUGCUAUCCUUCCAUGAAACUAACAUAUUCCCUCACUCUUUGUUCUGCACAAUCUGCAUUCCAAGAAUGAAAUCGCUUGCUAAAUUUAGCCAUUAUUUGUGAGGAAUUGCUUGAAUCAUGAUACAGCAGAGCACAGUUGAGCAAUCCAAGAAUAAAACCUUGACUUCUCCUUUCAUGCCAUGCUCCCCUCUGAAUCGUGGCCCACUCACCCUGGACAGAGCAGCAGAGCUCAAAGAGUCCGUCUCAGCUUCAGAGAUAGGAUGUGAACUUAAGGCACAUUUUCAGGCCCGGAGACACCUUCGGUUCCCAGAGCAGGCUUUAUCUGCAUCUCAGUCAGUGCCCACCCAGAGGUACACCAGAAACAAUUAUGAAAGGUUGUGAAGGUGCCGUAUGCAGAUUGCCUGAACUCUCUUGAAUUGGUAUAUUUUCCUACACGAUAAUUGCUAUAUAUUGUAUAAGUUAGAUAAAUAGCUCAUGGAGAAGUGGAGAGCCGCGACAGGGGUUUGUUCAGAAUGCUGAUGACUUCCACACUAGCUGCGUGCUGCUAAGAGCUGAGAGACUGUGUGCUGAAAGCUGCUGAGAGCGGCUUAAGAGCAGUGUCAAGAGCUAGACAUCCUGGCUAAUUGUAAAUACCCCCUUUCAGCACUGCCUUGAUGUCUCAUUAUGUCUUUAAAAUGAGACCCUCCUUCCUCCUCCUAACCCUGCACACAAUUCACAAUCCCUUCUCUGUCCCCCUUUUUAUUGCUGUUGUCUAAAAUACAUUAGCCAUGGGAAAAAUGACUCAUUUUUAGAGCAUCAUGCCUAACAAUGAUAAAAUUUACAUAAAAGCAGCAUCUGGAGGGUAAUCUGGGGCAAUCUACGGCCGGGUGAAAUCUGGGGACCUCAGGUCCCGGUCCGCACCAGCUCCCAGCGCGCCUCAUCGCCAUGCCUCGGAAAAUUGAGGAAAUCAAGGACUUUCUGCUCACAGCCCGACGAAAGGAUGCCAAAUCUGUCAAGAUCAAGAAAAAUAAGGACAAUGUGAAGUUUAAAGUUCAAUGCAGCAGAUACCUUUACACCCUGGUCAUCACUGACAAAGAGAAGGCAGAGAAACUGAAGCAGUCCCUGCCCCCUGCUUUGGCAGUGAAGGAAAUGAAAUGAGCCAGACACACUGAUUUCAACUGUAUUAAAAUACUAAAACCCU